This is a messenger RNA of Ipomoea nil (Japanese morning glory), 934 nucleotides long. Its product is annotated as 40S ribosomal protein S3-3-like. Gene Ontology annotation, molecular function: RNA binding; structural constituent of ribosome. Gene Ontology annotation, biological process: translation. The transcript is spliced from 6 exons. Gene Ontology annotation, cellular component: nucleus; cytosolic small ribosomal subunit. The record is from RefSeq and is a predicted model, not a curated record. NCBI's taxonomy places the organism in Eukaryota, Viridiplantae, Streptophyta, Magnoliopsida, Solanales, Convolvulaceae. The coding region runs from base 81 to 794 and encodes 237 amino acids.
AGCCAGAAAUCUAGGGAAAGACUGAGAACUUGCAAACCUUAUUUAGUUCUCUAAUCUCUUAUCUUUCUCUCCGUCCAAGAAUGGCUACCCAGAUGAGCAAGAAGCGAAAGUUUGUGGCGGAUGGAGUGUUCUUCGCUGAGCUGAACGAGGUGUUGACGCGUGAGUUGGCGGAGGAUGGAUACUCUGGCGUCGAGGUUAGGGUUACUCCCGUCAGGACGGAGAUUAUCAUCCGAGCCACUCGUACUCAGAACGUUCUCGGUGAGAAAGGAAGAAGGAUUCGGGAACUGACAUCAGUGGUUCAAAAACGAUUCAAGUUUGAGGACAACACUGUAGAAUUGUAUGCAGAGAAGGUGAACAAUAGGGGGCUUUGUGCCAUUGCCCAGGCUGAAUCCCUGCGUUACAAGCUGCUUGGCGGCCUGGCAGUCAGGAGGGCGUGCUAUGGUGUUCUGAGGUUCGUCAUGGAGAGUGGAGCCAAGGGUUGUGAGGUUAUUGUCAGUGGGAAGCUGAGGGCUCAGCGUGCUAAAUCCAUGAAGUUCAAGGAUGGUUACAUGAUUUCUUCUGGUCAACCCGUCAAGGAAUACAUUGACACUGCUGUGAGACACAUUCUCAUGAGACAGGGAGUGCUUGGAAUCAAGGUCAAGAUCAUGCUUGAUUGGGACCCCAAGGGAAAGCAAGGUCCCAUGACCCCUCUGCCGGAUCUUGUCACUAUUCAUCCUCCCAAGGAAGAAGAAGAGUACGCUAGGGCACCCAUAAUGGCUGUCCCAACUGAUAUUGAAGUCCCAGUUUCUGCUUGAUUAGACCACCUGCUAGUUUCUGUUUUUAAGGUUAGGAGGAUACUAUAAAACCAUGUUUUGAGGAUUAUAUUAUAAACAUCAUAUGAGAACUCUAGCCAGAUUUUAUUGAGAUAAUCCCAAACCUCAACCAAAUUAUACAA